Messenger RNA from Seminavis robusta, 1074 nucleotides. The record is from the annotation of a GenBank genome assembly. Lineage: Eukaryota; Bacillariophyta; Bacillariophyceae; Naviculales; Naviculaceae.
AUGGGCAAGCGAGAUCCCAAGAAACUCUUUCUUUUGACUUAUCCUCAAUGUGAAGUUGAACCUCAAAGCAUCCUCCGUUUCCUUGAAAAAACAGUACCCCUGAAGGAGUACGUGAUCGCUCGUGAAAAACACAAAGAUGGCAACUAUCAUAUCCAUGCCUACAUUCGCGUAGACGGUGAAGGGAUCUAUCUGAAGGACGCACCUACAUUAUUUCGUUACAAAAGUGAAGGUAAUCCAGACCAACAUGGCAAUGUAGCACCAAUAACGACAACCACUCGCUCUAUCAACGAUGUCAUCAAGUAUUGCAUCAAAGACGAUGAAGAACAAAAGAAUUACAUCAGCAAUAUUGACGUCGACAAAUAUGUUGUUACAAAGCGAAAGUCCCCUGACUAUGACAUGGUAAAGAACUAUUCAACAAAGGAAGCCUUCAAGGAAGGCCUGGUGUCGAUAGACAAACUGAAAGCAUACGACCACGCCAGAAGUGUUGCUGUCGACUCCACACCCCGAGACCCUUCAAAGUGUAUAGGCUUAUGGCUCUGUGGCCCUCCAGGUACAGGGAAGUCACUGUAUGCCCGCAUUCGAACAGAAGGUGAAAGACUCUACAAUAAGUCUCACAACAAAUGGUGGUGUGGAUAUUCAGGUGAGAAGUAUGUCUUGAUUGAUGACCUAGGUCAUCAGUUCAAAGCUUGGGGUCAAUUGAAGCAAUGGGUGGACGUUUACGAGAUUUCUGAUGAGAUUAAGCACGGUAGAACCUCCCUCUGUUAUGAGGAAGUUAUCGUCACCUCAAAUCAUACGCCUCGAGAAUUACUAGAUUUAUUAGACAAGACAUCUCCUCCCCAUGUCAUUGAAAUGUUGAUUGAGGCAAUCGGAUCUCGUUUCAAGAUAGUGGAGUUCAAUUCCGAUACUUUCACCUUGUUGACUGGGCUCCCUCUGCAAAAAAAACGUUCUAAAACCCUGAACAAACCCCUUUGCAUUUCCAAUGCGUCGUUUCCACUUGGCUCAACCAUCACCCCGCUCGAAGAGGUUUUGACACCCGCCCCGCGCGAAAACUUGGUUCCUCACUCCCCUGAAUAA